AUGGGCUAUGAGGCAGAAUUUCAAAAGCAUCUUGCUGAAGUUCAAUGCCAUCUUUCUGGAGAUUAUGGCAAACAAUUACCUCCUUCUUUCGUUCACCCAUCCACUUACUGGUCUUCCACCGAAAAAAACGCGUUUUUUCAUGCACUAUCAAUACAUUCCCGUCUCAGGCCAGACCUUAUCGCAGCUUCAAUCGGAACAAAGUCCGUUCUCGACGUCUGUGCUUAUCUAGACAUUCUCCAUGUUGCAGCUAUCGACGCCAACUCACCCAUUGCACGUCUGUCUCUGCCUUGUGCUAUGGAAGUUUCCGAAUCUUGGAUGAACUGGGAGGAGGCAGCGGCAUCUCGCAUCCAGCAAUGCCAGUUGGAUGAAGGAAAAACCAAUCCAGGUACAUCCUAUUCGGUGGCGACAAUAGAAUGCCAGAAAUUUAACCUAGCUUCAGGAGAAAACGAAGUUAACCCCCCGCAGCAAAAAGAAGCUCUCAAAAUGUUGGAUGCAUGCCACCUGGCUGUGAUGGAGAGCAUGCUUCGGGAAGCUGAAGAGAAAGGUAUCGGGUUAGAGCAGGAUGUUGGAACGACGUCGAACACCGACUAUCCUCGCGACGCAGUAUGUCAAAGUCCUCCAGUGACCUCUUCUCCCGACAACAUUGAAUCAGAUAAUUCACAAAUUCUUCAACUCCGAUCCCCGACCCCGACGCCGCCGUAUCAACAAGAUGAUAAUUUGAAUCUGACCCCAACGUCUCGUCGCAGGUUACAGAAGCGAAUAUACAUGCGGCGAAAACGGGCUGAAGCAAUGGGGGAGGCAUUUGAUCCCGAAUCCGCGAGGUUGCGUCCUGGACGGAAGAUUCGAGAUAAACCAGUUAGAUUACGCCCGAAAACUUACAAGAAAACGGCAAACCUCAACAAGGGGCCUAUAUCGAAUGUGGAUGACCAUGCUCCUACCAAACAUCCUAAUAAAGGAGGUCUGAAUCGACCAUAUAGAAUCAAACAGCAAUUCAUGGAACGCAAAAUUGACGCACAAACUUUGAACGAGCAUGACCUUGGAUUUCUUCACCUUUCCACACUUGCCAGGUUUAUGAAAAUAUUUCGGUCAGGCUACGAUUUUCCCAAGGCUGGAGCAGAAGCCGCUAUCUCUGAUGACACCAUUCGACUAUUGACCUCCAUUGCGGUCGAAUUCACUACGGAAUUAGUUCAUCUGUCAAUGACUCUAAGGGAGCAGGAGAGGUCUGUAAAAGGUAAUAUUAAGGUGUGGAGGCAGAAUCACGAAGAAGUCACCCCCGAACACGUGAGGCAGGGACUAACCAUGAUGGGAGCAACAUAUUCGAGCAAGGAAAGCUACUUCAAAACGCUCCUCGGCCCAGAGGCUUCCUUGAUCGCAGACGAACGAGAGCCAUCUCCACCUGGGGAAGGCAAUAAUAAAUCCAUUGAUCACACCAAUGAAGAUGGAAUUCCAAUUUAUCCCAGGGCCACUAUUCACAACGGAACACAUCUGGAACAGGUUACACUUCCUCUCUCGCUUUCUAUGGUGGAUUCGUUUCAAGAGGAAGAUUCAAAGUGCUUCAACACCCUUAUGCCUCCUGAGGAGGAGGACGGUGACCUGGAGUUAGAACUCGACGCUGAAAUGGAGAUAGAUGAUUUUGACAUGCAUAGAUCAAAAGAAUACGAAGACCGGCUUUGGGAUUCCGAAUCGUUGGAUAUAAUUCGAGAAUAG
Molecule: messenger RNA, 1707 nt
Organism: Laccaria bicolor S238N-H82
Lineage: Eukaryota; Fungi; Basidiomycota; Agaricomycetes; Agaricales; Hydnangiaceae
Exons: 3
Coding region: 1-1707 (568 amino acids)
Biological process (GO): nucleolar large rRNA transcription by RNA polymerase I; transcription initiation at RNA polymerase I promoter
Cellular component (GO): RNA polymerase I upstream activating factor complex
Molecular function (GO): rDNA binding; RNA polymerase I general transcription initiation factor activity
Source: RefSeq, a predicted model, not a curated record